Molecule: messenger RNA, 2011 nt
Organism: Aureobasidium subglaciale EXF-2481
Lineage: Eukaryota; Fungi; Ascomycota; Dothideomycetes; Dothideales; Saccotheciaceae
Exons: 2
Coding region: 148-1968 (606 amino acids)
Molecular function (GO): protein binding
Source: RefSeq, a predicted model, not a curated record
AGUUUAUGACCUGACGUUUCAACUUCUACCCACGAUCCAGUGCUAUACAACGAGGUACACAAGACGUGUGUUUAUUUUGUUGAUGAUGUUGUAAGGUACCUUGGUUAGUCUGGCUAUACUGCAGCAUGUCCGAAGCAAAAGCUGGGGAUGCGUGCGGCUUCAAAAUAUAGUUGCAGCGGACUCCCGAAUGCGCGGCAACAGCUCAUGUCCUCGACCACACCCAAACUCAUCGCCGACGGGCUCUGGCGCUGUCUCUGUCCCUCAUAUAACUCACUACCACUCUCGACGUCACGAAAUGCCCUGACCCGCCGCCGUGGCCCAGCGCUGCAAUGCGCCGCUACUCGAACACCAUCUGCAGCGACAGUCCGCCAUAACUCGACCCGCCCUGUAACCCUCUUCGAUAGCACUGUCGAUGUCGCGCCCGAACUCUUGAAAAGCGACCUUCCUGUCAUGAAAGCAUGGGCACCGCUGAACGACGUUUCACAAUCACGAGACCGCACAGCUACCAUAAGGACGACUAUUCGGGAGCAGCCAACAAAGAGGGCCGACUAUCCCAAUUUUAGCACUCCGGAGCUGUAUGACUUGGCUCAUGCUGCAGCUGCUAGGGGCAAAGCCGAGGAGGCCCGGUGGAUGGUCGAAUACCUGUUGCGCGACCGCCGUGAAGCACCAAACCUACGCCUAUACUCGAUAUCCAUCCUCGCCAAUGUCCACCCUAAGCACGGAUCUGCAAGGAAGGUGGCCCGCUUGUUGGCUGAGAUGGAGCAAGAGGGACUACAAAUAAAUGUUCAGAUCUGCCAUGAUGUACUGCGCGUGCUGAGUGUGCAUAUGGACUAUCUGCUGCGCAUAGACAUUCUACACUACAUGCGCCGUCAAUGGCUGCAGUUGAACACAGAGGGCUAUCACUGGGUCGGCGCUGCCUUGUUCCGCGAAGGUCAGCUCGAGCAAGGGCUCAAUCACCUUGAAGACAUGCGCAACGAUAGUGUGCCCAUUCAAUCUUGGCUCUACGAUCUCGCUCUCUACACAAUGCUCGAGACCAACGAAUUUGACGAAGCCCUGAUCAUUGUAAAAGAUCGCAUCGCCGCCAAUGACUGGACUAUCAGUCGCAACAUCUGGGCACACAUGCUAGACCGCUCAGCAGCAGCCUUCCACUACCCCAGCGCUGUCUACGUCUGGAACAGCCAAGUCAUCCCAGGCUACUUGAUUCCUUCAUCGGGAACAUGUCUCAAUGUCCUCACCACUGCAGCACGUAAAGGCGACGUCGCCCUCGCUACCUCGGUCUUCCACAUACUGGGCAAACGCAGCACGCACUUUAAACAAAUCCACUACGAUCAGCUCCUUAUGACUUACAUGUCUGCCUCGCCACCCGAUCUCCGCGCCGCCUUUACACUGCUCACCAUUAUGGCGAGUGUGAAGAUCCCACCUACCGCUGCAUCUACACGCCCUAUCCUCGCACACCUCCGUCGUCACCCAGCCGACUGCACACCAGCCUUUGACAUCCUCACCUCCCUCCACGAAGCCGGCAGAGAAAUCCCCGUCGCAGCACUCAACGUGCUAAUCGAAGGCUACGUGGAAACCGAUCAACUAGACCAAGCCCUCGUAACCUACAAACACAUGCACCUCUUCGAAACCUCCCCCACCACCACCACCGAAAAAGACACCAAACCCAUCCGUCGCCGCUCCCGCCCCUUUUCCACCCUCGAAACCUUCAACAUCCUCUUACGAGGGGCCGCAAAACCAGUAUCCCAAAACGCAUACGCUCUCGCCAUGUUUUUAGUUUCUGAAAUGCUGGCCUUGGGUAUCCGUCCUGAUUACUUGGUUUACGAUCGUUUGAUUGUUGUUUCUGUGCAAGAUCGGAAAAUGGAUGUUGCGUAUAGGUAUUUUGACGAGAUGGAGGAGUUGGGGCUUUUGCCGAGGAUGAGGACGGUGGAUGGUUGGUUUCGGCUGCUGAGAGGAGGGAGGAGAAGGUAGUUGCUGAGACGAAAGAGAAGGAGGUGGAAGAGUAGAGGUGUAC